AAUAGUCAGCACUUACUUCUCUGUGGAGAAGAGGCUGAUUUGAAGGCUGCUUCUACUUUCCUCUUGAUCUCAUCGAUCUUUUCAGCUGCAUUGACAACACUAAGCAAGAUGAAGAUUCUUCUAAUUGUUUUGGUUCUGCUUUGCUGCACUUUGGUUAAAGGUUUCAGGUGCUAUAGUACUCGUGCAACCAAUCCGGGGCAAGUGUCUGAAAAUGACUUCUAUGAAAAUACCCUGAUGCCAUCUAAGAGAGAAAACAUCAAAUACUUAUAUGGAUCUCAAGAAGAAGAUUUUGAGAACUAUAACAUAAAACGGAAACCUAAUGAUAAAGAGAAAGGUUUUCAGAGGCUGGAGAGAAGUCGUGACAAUGGCUCCUGUAUAUUAGCCUUGUUGCCAACUAAGUUUGAAAGUGAUGAUAAGAAAUCCUACCUCAGAAUUUUAUCCCCAGCUCGAAGAGAUUCUUUUGAGGAAUGUAACACAAAAACAAUAGUUGAUGAUAUAUAUGAGUACAGCUGCUGCAAUACAGAUGCAUGUAAUCCUGGUUUGAGAUAUUUGGAGUCUGUUAAAGCUAAAACACUGACUUGCUAUUAUGGUCAUACUCCAGUCGAAGGUUCUGACAAUGGCUUCUGUGUAUCAGGCUCUUCGCCAGGAUAUAGAAAUAAUGACAUAGUCGGAUUUCGAAGAGAAGAUUUUGAGAAAUGUAACACAAAACUAAGAUAUGCUGGCGACAGAUGGAGGUUUUCCUGCUGCACAACAGAUAGAUGUAAUCCUCUUAUAAAAGCUAAACGGUAUUAUAACAUCUAAAACCUAAAAUCUGCUAAUGGCAAGUGAGCCCGGCCUGUUAGUAACCUCAAGGCCUAACUUCCUGGAUGAAGCCUUUGGUAGAUUUAGCCCAGCUGCUUAUGUCUUGAGUUGAUGUCAGGCUGCUGAAAUAAAUAAAGUUGGAUUGAUAA
This is a messenger RNA of Hemicordylus capensis (graceful crag lizard), 950 nucleotides long. RefSeq lists its product as uncharacterized. The record is from RefSeq and is a predicted model, not a curated record. Lineage: Eukaryota; Metazoa; Chordata; Lepidosauria; Squamata; Cordylidae. The transcript is spliced from 7 exons. Bases 109 to 801 code for a protein of 230 amino acids.